GAAUUUCCCCUAUUUACAACAUCAAGUUAUUUUCGUUGAGGCCCAAAAUGCCCUAGUUGAGUUCACCAAUUUACACCUCCCGUCCCGUUGUGUCUUCAACUCCUCCGUCUCUUCUGUUCUCCACUUGACCGUAGACUCUUCAAAUCGAUUGAGUCAGGAUCAUUUAGUGAAAUGGAAGCCCAAUUUUUCCGGUUUCUUAAGAUUGUGGGUGUGGGCUACAAAGCCAGAGCUGAAGCUCAGGGGCGGUUGCUGUAUCUGAAAUUGGGUUACAGUCAUGAAGUUGAAUUGACUGUGCCUCCUGCAGUUCGUGUCUUCUGCUUCAAGAACAAUGUCGUUUGCUGCACCGGAAUUGAUAAGGAGAGGGUGCACCAGUUUGCUGCCGCCGUUCGUAGUUGUAAGCCGCCGGAAGUUUACAAAGGCAAGGGAAUAAUGUACAUUGACGAGGUUAUAAAGAAGAAGCAAGGAAAGAAGUCUAAGUGAUUCAAUGUUUAUCUAUGCUUUGGACAUGAUCUUAAAUUAUUUUGCCACGAAUUUAUGGAUUGGUGAUGCUUUUGUGUUCGGCUUUUGAUCAAAAUGGAGGAUAGUUGAGGUUGUAUUUUGAUGGUAUACAGUAUAUUUUGAUUCCAGUUGGUAGAGUUUAAAUGGUAUUGAUAUAUAAGAGUCAGAAUACGAGGUACUAGUUGACUUUUGGAUGUCUGAGCUUUUUUUUUGUGUGACAAAGUGAGCCUGAUGACAUCUGAAUAUAAGGUUUUAGUGAUGAGAAAACCCCGGCACUAUCAAUCUCAAUGUAACUCUUUGGCAUUGCUUUUUUUUUUUUUGGAUAGACUCUUUGGCAUUUUUGUUAUUAGGUACUUUUCCAAUCUAGAAUAGGCCAAUAACUAUGCUGAGGGCAUAACUUAUCUUCUGAGAAGUAGCUUUUCAAGAGGUUGGGAGACCAAUUGUAAGAGAAUAUAGGCCAGAUCAUUUAAAAAAGAAUGUUAUAUUUAGUAUGGCAAAUAUCUUUAGAAACUGUAAUAGUCUCUUUUACAUAAAAUGCAUUUGUUUAGUAACUUUUGUUUAUGUUCCUUGAAAGAAUUUGUUUGCCCUAUACUUUGCUACUGAUACUACCCUUACUAUAGAUGUCAGUUGGAACUUGCAAUUCAGAUUCAGUUAGUAGAAAGGAAAGGAUCAGACAACCAUUAACCUCUAAAUAAAACAGAGAUAGCUCUACAAAAUUCAAAUGGAACAGAAGAAGUAUUGACGGGUACAAGGAGAAAUGAAUGGAUGUUUCUGUUUCUUAAUCUUGAUUCUUUUUUCGUGACUGAGGACUUAAAUAUAUAUAUAUAUAUAUAUAUGUGUGUGUGUGUGUGUGUGUGUGUGUGUGUGUGUGUGUGUGACACUCACACACACGGGAUUUUCAGGCUUAGUAAAAAUGUAUGAAUGAUUUAUAUAACAAGGAUCAGAUGAGAUAAGACACGAUCACUUAGUUUAGGCUUCUUCUGGUCAAGUCCAAUUUUAACAUCUUUUAGCUAUGGUGAUUGCUGGAAUUAUUACUGUUUUGAUGAUUUUCUCUGAGUUUAUUGAGUCUUUGAUUGUGGAAACUUUAGCAGAUGUCUGUAGCAGAUAUUGAUAUCAGUAUAUGAUAUUGCAUAAGAUAAGGCUUAAUAUGUUUGUUAACCAAAUACCAUUGAUUUUUGGCUUGAGGAAAGGAACAAGAAGUCUCAUCCUUAUUGUUCAUAGCUUUCCCCCGUAAAAUCUACUUUCCAGUAAUAACAAGCAUAUUGAUGAGGAAUAAAGCCAUAAAUUCUCAAGCCUACUUCUUGUUAUGACCCGUCGACACAGAUCAUUUACAUUACUAGUGUAAGCAAUAAUGUGCUUAUUAUAAGUGCAAUCACUUGCAAAUAUCUGGUUUAUUCACUUGACAUCCUUACGGAUGGUAUAUAACUAACCAUCUAAGAAUAUAAGUUGAUUAUAUAUCAGAAAUAUAUCUAGAUUUUAAGUGACAGCACAAUGAAAUAAUAAUUCU
Molecule: messenger RNA, 2005 nt
Organism: Rosa chinensis
Lineage: Eukaryota; Viridiplantae; Streptophyta; Magnoliopsida; Rosales; Rosaceae
Product: 60S ribosomal protein L6, mitochondrial
Exons: 3
Coding region: 172-480 (102 amino acids)
Biological process (GO): translation
Cellular component (GO): ribosome
Molecular function (GO): rRNA binding; structural constituent of ribosome
Source: RefSeq, a predicted model, not a curated record